UUCAAAACAUGGUCAGCGUUGGAGGCUUGGAUAAUGUCAAUAGGUUGCCACCGGUGGGCACCGUGACCAGCAGAACGGCUUUGGCUAUACGCAACUCGACAAUAAUAGCACAUCGAUUGUCCAUCUAUUUGCCGCAGCUUCUGCUGCCCUCGAGGGAUCCACAAGAGCUCAUCAUGGAAAUCAAUUGUUAUGUGUCACAAUUUCGGGAGCUGCUCAUCUGCAUUGGGCAAUCGCGAGAUUCACCAGAGCUGCGCGAGAAGAUUCGGCGGCUGCGUCGGAGCUGUGUGGAUGCGUGCAAGCAGACGGCACAUUUAAUUACCCCUCAGCCUCGACAUUGUCUGGAUAGUCCCAGUGAGUGGGUGCAUCUCUCACUGCUGUUCCAUUUGACUCAACUAUUCCGACAUGAGCUAAUCAAGAGUCAUCGUCUCAUACAGCUCGUGCCCUGCGACAUGACCGACUACUAUACACCCACACGUACGGCACCAUCCAAUCUGGGCAAUGUGAUUAGCCAGAUAUUGUUGUGCAAGCAAAUCAGUCCAGAUUUUCAGCAGGAGGAACUGUGCAGCAUCAGCAAGGAUGCACAGGAGUUGAAUGAACUGCUCGACGAGCUGCAAACCCAUUUGCCCAACUCAGAGACAAUCGACGAAGCAGCGCACACCGAUGGUAAGCUGAUGGCCUCUCUGAAUGCACCGUCAGCCUGGUACACACUACAUCGUAGUCGCAGCUUCCUCAGUCGCAGUCGCAGUCUCUGCUGUUGCUUUAAGCCUUCCCAAGCGAAUUAA
Molecule: messenger RNA, 782 nt
Organism: Drosophila innubila
Lineage: Eukaryota; Metazoa; Arthropoda; Insecta; Diptera; Drosophilidae
Exons: 4
Coding region: 9-782 (257 amino acids)
Biological process (GO): G protein-coupled receptor signaling pathway
Cellular component (GO): neuron projection
Source: RefSeq, a predicted model, not a curated record